Molecule: messenger RNA, 959 nt
Organism: Talaromyces proteolyticus
Lineage: Eukaryota; Fungi; Ascomycota; Eurotiomycetes; Eurotiales; Trichocomaceae
Product: signal recognition particle 9 kDa protein-domain-containing protein
Exons: 3
Coding region: 186-680 (164 amino acids)
Biological process (GO): SRP-dependent cotranslational protein targeting to membrane
Cellular component (GO): signal recognition particle, endoplasmic reticulum targeting
Source: RefSeq, a predicted model, not a curated record
CCGAACUGUUCAUGCGGACGAGUGCCAAGCCGUAUCUCCCUCUGAUUUAGCUCCCUCCCCGCACAUCAAAAAUCAUCCGCACACGACUUACCUACAUUCCAGCAACAAACCCAGAACAUCCCUCUGCUUGCUCGUCUCUCAAUAAUUUGCAGCCAAAAUCGAAUCGAACUGAUCAAGCGAUCGCCAUGCCCUUCUUAUCCACACCAAACGCAUUCCUGGAGCAAUCCUCCCUAUUACUCGAGGCAUAUCCAGAAGCCACGCGAAUAACAACGAAAUACUCCUACCCCAGCAGCCACACACCAAGCAACAAAAUCACAAAACCUCAAGCUCCAAACACAACCACCCCAACAACUACAAAACCAGCGACGUCAGAUGCUCCCCCGGCCGUAGCCACUCUCACACUCAAAACGUAUAACCCCGUCACGGGAAUCUGUCUGAAAUACCGCACGAACAAAGCCGCCGAAGUGGGCCGACUGAUUUCAGGGCUGGGCAAGUUGGCGGCGGGCGUAAAGAUUUCGGAGGAUGACGGUGCUGGGGCUGGGACUGGUGGUGCUGGGGAUGUGGAAAUGACAGAUGUGCCGGCACCAGCACCAGCACCAGCAGCAACAGUACCGGCUGCAGCGACGCCGCCAGCUGGGUCGGGAGGGAAGAAGAAGAAGGGAGGGAAGGGGAAGAGGUGAUUAAUUAACUCUAGAGAUGAGUAUAUGGGAAAUUAUUCUGCGUUUACGUCUUGCGGAGCAGCAGGCAGUUCGGUUUCGUGUAUAUAAUAUUACUGUUAAUGAUAGAGGUAAUACCAUACCACAGAUCACGUCUUGUGUCUACUACAAUCGUCAUACAGACAUUGAUGCUUCGAAAUGUACAUGGAGUGGCUGUUGAUUAGCGUGGGCAAUCUGUGCUGUUGUGUUUAUGUAAAUGAUGUGCAAUGGAAUACGCAUUUUCUACAAUGGGUAAAAGAUCUC